AUGCGAGGACUGAUAAAGAGCUUCAGCCUCCUCAUGCUCUUGUUUGCCUUCCCUUACGCCAUUAAUGCGCAGGCCACCGAGGAAUUACAGAACAACAACGGCUAUGGCUACCUCUCCACUUUCAACUCAUCCAUGGCCGUGAUCUUUGUGUUCCUCGUAUGCGCCUUCUUCUUGAUGGCCUUCUUCAUCAUCUGCAUUCGCCGCUGCGCCGAGGCUGCAGACAUCGAAUCCGCCGGAACCGCAGCUCCAGCCACCGUUACCCUCCGGCGAGGCCUCGACCCUGCCGUGAUCGAGACUUUCCCGAUCCUCGUCUACUCUGCCGUCAAGGAUCUCAAGAUCGGGAAGGGAGCUCUGGAGUGCGCGGUGUGCUUGGGCGAGUUCGACGACUACGAAACGCUGCGUUUGCUGCCGAAGUGCGAUCACGUCUUCCACCCAGACUGCAUCGACCCCUGGUUAGCAGCUCACGUGACGUGUCCGGUUUGCCGCGCCAAGCUCUCGGCCGAGUCGAACUCGCGAGUUCCUGAGCCACACAACGAUCCGAAUCUGGAAAGUUCGAGUACGACGAGCCAGAUUGAAGUCGGUGAGGCUCGGAACGACGCCGUCGUGGUCAAUGUGUAUGAAAAUCAGAGCGGGGACCCACAAGCGGUUGAGACUGUUAACCGUACACGUACAGCGAGGUCGGGAAUCUCUGGAAAGUUCCCCAGAUCGCACUCGACGGGUCACUCACUGAGUCAACUCGGAGGGAACACGGAGCGGUACACCUUGAGACUGCCAGAGGAGGUGAGGAGACAGCUGAUUUCGCUCGGGAUAAAUAAGCUGAGACGUUCGAAUAGCUACGACGUCGUUUUGCCUCGCCUUGAGAGUUCGAGGAAGGGGUAUAGGUGCGGCGGCGGUGAAGCGAAAAGCAAUGUGGAUAAUCAAACCGGGUGGUUCGACUCAUGGGUUUUGUUAAGAACGCCCUCGUUUUUGGCUAGGGGGAGUUCCGUUACCUUUAAGUCUCCUAAGGGAGGAGGCGGUGACGGAGAUGGCGUGUUUGGGAAGACGCCGUCUGUUAAAACGCCGUUCGAUUGUCUGAAUGCGAAGGCGGAGAGGUCCAAAGAAUCGAUAUCUCGGCUUCCUGUUUGA
This is a messenger RNA of Prunus armeniaca (apricot), 1125 nucleotides long. The record is from the annotation of a GenBank genome assembly. NCBI's taxonomy places the organism in Eukaryota, Viridiplantae, Streptophyta, Magnoliopsida, Rosales, Rosaceae.